CACGGCGCCCCGCCCCUCGUGACGCCGCCCGGGAGGCGCGCGGGCCCGUCACGUGUGCUGCGGCGGCGGCGACACCGGCGGCCGCGUCCGUCCGUCCGUCCGCGGUGGCCCACAGGAAAGGGGUCAAGCGUAAGUAAACUUGAGGCAGCCCGUCCCCACGGUGGGUUUCAACACUGCGUCUUCGGAAGCGCGCGGGCCUGCCGCUGUCUCGGCCCCAGCUCCGGCGGGGAGGAGCCUUUCCCAGCAGCCGGGGACAGCCCAGCCGCCUUCCCAGCUGUCAGUGCCUUGCAACAGAUUGAGCAAGAAUAUUUCAAGACCUACAGACAAGACAGUCCCUCAAGCCCUAGGUGAUGACCAGCUGUGUGAGUCUUUCAAGGAAGGGCAUAGGGUGAACGAGGCCCAACAGAGAAGCAGCCGAGUGACCGCAGGCCCGACAUGGAGCAAAGCGCAGCCACCAAGGAGCUCGGGAGGACAGAGGCCGGGCACGCCCCAGGCCGCCCAAGCGCCGUCUCAGCCCAAGAGCAGCCUCGGCGGGGGGCCCCGCGCCCAGAGCAGCGCCCCCAGAGCAGAGCCAGGCGCGGGGCCGGCUGGCAGCAAGAUGUUCCUGGACUUUCAGUCGAUGAAGAUCAUCAAGGAGGACGCGGACCAGGACAGCGCCAGCGACCUGUCGGACUCGGAGCGGGUGCCCAUCGCGCCCUCGCCCCUGGCCCCGCCCACGCUCAACCUCCGGGCCGAGGAGAUCGACCCCUUGUGCUUCGAGCGGCCCCUCGGCCAGGCGGGGCCUGAGUACCAGUACCCCGACUUCCUCCCGUCCCCGUUUAGAUCCUGGGACCUCCGGGACGCGGCCAUGCUCGCGGGGCCGCGGCCGGGGGGCGCCCUGGGCCGGUUCAUGGAGCGUCUGGUGCAGCUGGAGCGGCUGCAGGAGCAGACGCUGCACUGGGAGCGCACCAAGGCGGCCAAGGGCCGGGCGGCCGCGGGCCCUGGCACUCCGGGCGUGCUGAAGAGCCCAGGGAGAGGCAGGCUCCUGGCCGCUGCCCUGUCCCGGCCUCCCCAGGAGGGGCCCUGCAGGCCCGUCCCCCUCCGCAAGAAAGGCCCGCCACGGGCCGAGCACCCUGGACCCUCGCCCGGCACCUUGGAGCCGUGCCCCCGAACGGGGGAUAUGCCGCGGAGCCGCCGGGCGUUGGCCCCAAAGCCACCCUCCGAGGGCUCGGCCGAGGAGAAGCGAAGGAAGCCCAGCAAGGCGGCCCGGCUGCAGCGCUGGGAGCCGCCCGGCGGGGGCGAGGGCUCGGCGGGGGCAGCCAGCAGGCUGGAGAGCAAUGGCAACCUCCGUGCCCCCCGGCCUCCGGCUGGCCCCCUGGAACCUGCGGACCCCAAGGCCCCCAGAGCACAGGCCCACGCCGGGCUCAAGAAGAAGGGGAGCGUGGGCCCCUGCAUACUGGCCCCUGUGUCCGGCGAGAGGCGGCCGCGGGCCAGUGGGGCCAAGCCAGCGGCCUCGGGAGCCUCGAGACGCAAGUGAGCGCAGCCCCCGACCCUGCAGCCCACCCUGUGCCCUCCUCAGCCACUGGGAGGCGGGAAUGGCAACUCCGAGAGCGACGGGGGGGGGGGGGGGUUCCAGGCCUGGGACGCCGAGAGGGUCAGGCCGCUGAGGCCACGGCGUUCUCGGCGCCUGGGUGCCCAGUGCUGCCCUCGCCUGGCUCGACGGUCCGGGUGAGAGUGGGCGCACACUCGCAGGCCGGGUAGCUGAGGGAGCUCCGGGGUGCAGGGCAGCGUGUGGGCUGACCCCGUCCCCUGUGGCGGGCGGGUGACAGGGACUGGCUGUAGUGGGCAGGGCUGCAGCGGGCAGGGCUGUAGUGGGCAGGCCGGGAGGGAGGAGGCUGGGGUCGGAUCUGAGUGUCCUCAGCCCCCGCCAGGCCCGCGCUUCCCAGCGUCCGAGGGGGCAGUUUUCUGGUGCUGCUGGGGGGUUCCAUUGGCCGGGGGAUGCCCGGUUGGCUGCCCGCCUGCCUGUCCGUGAGCGGGUUCGCCCCGGAUGAGCCUCUGUGUGUGUGUGUGUGUGUGUGUGUGUGUGUGUGUGUGUGUGUGUGUGUGUGUGUGUGUGUGUUCUGUUUCUUCACCUUCGGGUUGGUGAGAACUUGCACCUUGGAAACUGUGGAGCAGCCUGAGGACAGGUGGCAGCUCGGUGCAAUGGUGGCCAGAGGUCACGGCACAGCGUCUACACCUGCUGGACGGCCGGCGCGCGUCUUACGGCAGUUGUUUCCUGCCAAGACCUUUCCAGGCUUUCCCAGGCCCUGUCGACCGUCUCUCGCACCCUCCCGGAGAAAGCGGAUCCGAUGCUCCCAGCUGCCAGUUUUCCGGGCCUGGUGCAGGGGCACUGCUGCCGACUUCUGCUCCUGCAGUGGCCUUGGCCCUGUGCGUGUGUGUACAUGUGUGUGCACGUGUGCAUGCGUGUGUACUUGCGUGUGUGUGCACGGCUACAGAGCACGCUACUGCCCUCCUUUCUCCGUGGUUCUGAGCGGCCCUCCCGUGGGUAGAUCAAUCCUGUGUGUACAGCUGGCAUCUCGUGGUUCUUCCUGUGCUGCUUGGGUUCAGCUCUGUGACGUUUAGAACUGCUCGAUCCUAGGGUGCAUGCCACAGCCAGGGACAUCCCUGCUCUAGACCUUAGUACGCAUGCCGCAUCCGGGACUUCCCCUGGCCGGAUCACAGGGGACGUGCAGUUCCCGAGACACCCCUGGCCAGGAUCAGGGAGCAUGCAGUUCCCUGGCCUAGACCUUAGGGUGCAUGCUGUGUCCGGAACACGCUGAUUUCACCCCACGAUGCAUGCUUUAUCCACACACACCCUCCCGGGUCUCGACACUACGGCUGUGUUUGAGGCCACACGGGCGCUGCUGGAGACGCAUCUCAGCGGCAACGCCCUAAGGAGGAUGCUCCGAGCUCGCGCCACGUCCGUUCGUCUGUCCAGGGUCUCGGGACUGGGGCCAGCUUCUCCCUGGGGCCCUCGUCGACGCCCCUGUGCGCCUGACGUCUCGGCCUGAGGAGGCCUCAGGAGCGGGAGCAGGCGGUGCCGCUCGCCACAGAACAGAAGCACAACCUCAGGCCCUGGGUUCCGACGUGGGCCGGGGACUCGAGCACAAACUGGCGGGCGCCCCCCGGGCCACUGUGGGUCGUGUGAGCCUGGAGACGGUCGCGUGUCUAAGAAGUGCCUCGUUUCUGGGGAGUUGUUUACAUACAUGUUGCGUUCAAACCAAUGAAAAUCACCCUGGGGGGACCCAAAGAGCCGAGUGGGUCAGAACCAAAGUGUCCGUAUUCGCUGCCAGGACGUGGGCUACUAGCUUGGCACGGCCCGGAGGGCAGAGUGAGGCAGGAGCUCGGCCUCAGCCAGCCGCUGGACACAAGGGGCCUCUGGUGGGUCUUGCGGGGGGCUCUGGGUGCGAGACAGUGGCCCCGGGCUCGGGGGUACCCUGCCCGUCUCGGCCUGCCAUGGAAGCGUGGCUCGGGUCUGCCAUAAUAAACAGCACCGGCCCUGUG
This is a messenger RNA of Sorex araneus (European shrew), 3522 nucleotides long. It is a transcript of the gene FAM217B, whose product is annotated as family with sequence similarity 217 member B. The record is from RefSeq and is a predicted model, not a curated record. NCBI's taxonomy places the organism in Eukaryota, Metazoa, Chordata, Mammalia, Eulipotyphla, Soricidae. The transcript has 4 exons. Bases 599 to 1516 code for a protein of 305 amino acids.